CCGCUCCGCUCCCCUCCGCUGCGCCGCGCUCCUCCCGCCGUACCAUGGUUGGGGAUCACUGCAGCCUCCCCGGUGAACGGCCCGUCCUCGCCCAGAGUCCCAAACCCGGAUUAAGCUGCAAAAUGGUCCUGCAAGCGGUGGGCAAAGUGCUACGGAAGUCCAAGGGAAAGCCAAAUGGUAAAAAGCCAGCACCAGAAGAGAAGAAACUUUACCUAGAGCCAGAAUACACAAAAUCCAGAAUUACUGACUUCGAAUUUAAGGAGCUAGUGAUGUUACCAAGAGAAAUAGACCUCAACGAGUGGCUAGCCAGCAACACAACAACUUUCUUUCAUCACAUCAACUUACAGUAUAGUACAAUCUCAGAAUUCUGUACAGGAGAGUCAUGUCAGACCAUGGCAGUGUGCAAUACACAGUACUACUGGUAUGAUGAGCGGGGAAAGAAGAUCAAGUGCACUGCUCCUCAGUAUGUUGACUUCGUCAUGAGUUCAGUGCAGAAACUAGUGACAGAUGAGGAUGUCUUUCCAACAAAAUACGGCAAGGAAUUCCCAAACUCGUUUGAGUCCCUAGUGAAGAAGAUCUGCAAGUACCUGUUCCAUGUGCUGGCCCAUAUCUACUCUUCACACUUUAAGGAGACUUUGGCACUGGAGCUGCACGGACAUUUAAACACACUCUACACACACUUUAUCCUAUUCAUCAGGGAGUUCAACCUUGUGGACCCUAAAGAGACCACCAUCAUGGACGACCUCACAGAGGUCCUCUGCAGCAGCAGUGGGAGCAGCAGUAACGGGAGCGGCAAUGGGAGCAGCAACAGCGCAGGAGCACAGAACCAUGUGAAAGAGAGAUGAGCCCUCCUACAGGAUCAAAACUAACAUUAAAAACAAUAUUAUAUGUUCUGUGUGUAUGUGUAUGUAUAUGUUCAGAUAUACAUACAGACAUAUACAGCAAUGAAAGCUGAAAGAAAUUAUGCUGCCACCACAGGACGUGUAGUCGUAUGGGACUGUAUGGAGCUUUGGUUUAAUGCGCCACCUGGCGCAAAGCUGCACCAAUUUUAUUUUAUUUUCUGUCCACUCCUCCUUUUAUCUAUUCAGAUGGAUGAUGAGUGCUGUUUUUAGAGAAGAGCCAAGCUUCAGAGUGGGGCCACUCUUA
Gymnogyps californianus (California condor) is the source of this 1146-nucleotide messenger RNA. RefSeq names its product MOB kinase activator 2 (gene MOB2). Gene Ontology annotation, cellular component: nucleus; cytoplasm. Gene Ontology annotation, molecular function: protein kinase activator activity. The transcript has 5 exons. NCBI's taxonomy places the organism in Eukaryota, Metazoa, Chordata, Aves, Accipitriformes, Cathartidae. The coding region runs from base 45 to 845 and encodes 266 amino acids. Gene Ontology annotation, biological process: signal transduction; positive regulation of protein phosphorylation. The record is from RefSeq and is a predicted model, not a curated record.